UUUGUCUUAAUUGCUCGAUCCGAUAUACUCGAUCUGAAAUUGUUUACGUCUGGCCGCCUCGGGUCGUCCGCUAUUACCAUUAAAGAACAUUUUCUAUUGGUUAAACCAGUGGUAUUAUUUGUAAAAUCUCCAUUUUAUGUAGCGUCCAUGUCGGGAAAACAAAGAUCAAAAGCUAAUUUAAUUCAUGAGAGUUACAACCUUACAUAGGCUGUAAGAAACAUCGAGAUGUCUCAGGGUGGUGGUCCUACUUCAUCAAAGGAGAAGAGUGAUGCCAGUCUUGAUCUUCAGGUUGAGGAAUUAUUAAAACCACCUGAAAAGCUUCCUCUAACAAGCAGCCCCUUGGAUGGGGAACCUGAGAAUCACUUCCCUCAAUUUGGAGAAAAGGAUUAUGAAAGUCAUAGAAGUGACAAUGUCUUGGUCCAUCAUCAGCUGGAACCAUUACCACAGAGAGGAUCUUCAAGGAGUUUAAGAGAGAGUGAUGGCCAGCAGCAGAAGAUACGCACUAGUCACUCUAGUAAGAGCAUUGCUGAGGCUACAGAGGAACUCAUUACAAGUAUCGCUGAAGAGAACGUCACUGAUAGUGUUGAUGGGGGAGAGAAAACUGCACCAAAGUUUAUAAUUGGAGAAGAUGAUGGAACUGAACCAUUUGUCCAGUCUGAAAGUCAAUCAGAUGAAAAGAAUCUUCAUACCGAUGCUAACGCUAAGCUGAGUGAAAAGCCUGGAUCCCACAAGCACCAUCGUCACCACCACCACUCUCAUAGCAAGAAGCAACGUAACUUGUCUGUGGACCCCAACGAACGUCUACGACAGGGUAGUGAUGUUAAUCUUAAGAUGCAUGAUAUAUCUAUCAAGAUUGGUGGUGAUGAUGAUGAUGAUGAGGAAGGAGAGAUGAAUCCAUCCAUCAGAGAGACCAUGGCUGUCCAUCGUCUUGGUGAUAUGUCUGGAGGAGGACGUCAUCACCAUUCCUCUCACAGGCACAGUGUCAGCUCCUUUGUCCAUGUGCGUGGUAGGAGAAAUUCGGGGGAGAAGAAGAAGAAGAAUUCACCAAGAAAGAAAGAGUUUGAUCACAGGCCUCAUGAGGUCUUUGUUGAAUUGGAUGAGUUGUACAAGGAGGAGGGUCAUGAGAUGCAAUGGAAGGAGAAAGCUCGUUGGAUCAAGUAUGAGGAAGAUGUAGAAGAAGGUGCACAGCGCUGGGGUAAACCUCACGUUGCCUCUCUGUCCUUUCACAGCCUGGUAGAGCUAAGACAAUACUUAGAACAUGCCACUGCCUUGUUUGAUUUGGAGGAGACUAAUCUCUCAACAAUCUUUCAUCGUAUUGUUGACACCAUGAUCAACGCUGGUCAGAUCAAAGAAGAGAAUAGAGGAGAUAUCAUGAGAGCACUCUUACUUAAACACAAGCACGUGAAUGAUGGUGGCAACCACAAUAUUCUACGCAACUUCUCUACCAUCUCCCUUGGUUCCAUGGAUGACAAGAAGGGUGAAAGGCACGAGAAACAUCAUCACCACCACUCUGGUAUCUUUAAGAACCUGUCUUCAAUCAGCCUUACUGGACACGGUCAAACAAAGCCGGAAUCUGAAGUACGUAUUCCCAUGAUCAGCAUUGAUGGCAAACCUAAUACAAAUGGCAUGCCUAAUGACAACCAGAAUGCAUCGUCAGGUGGAUUCAACACCACACCCUCUUCAACCUCUCUCAUGAAACUCGCCCAUAAACUGGACAACAACAGGAUUGAAGGCAUCAUGCGUAAGAUCCCACAGGAUGCAGAAGUAACCUCUGCCUUGGUAGGUGAGGUGGACUUCCUUCAGACCCCAGCUGUCUCAUUUGUACGUCUUGCAGAAGGUGCUAUCCUAGAUAACUUCUCUGAAGUACCCAUCCCUGUCAGGUUCCUCUUUGUCAUGCUGGUACCAACCGAUUCUGACAUCAACUACCAUGAACUUGGAAGAUCUUUCUCCACGCUCAUGUCCAAUGAUCACUUCCAUGAGACUGCAUACCGUGCUGAAUCAAUGAGGGAUCUACUAACAGCCAUGAACACUUUCAUUGAUCACACCAUUGUACUACCACCCGGUGACUGGGAUAGGGAACUUCUUCUACCAGUACUACGAAUGCAGAAUGAGAAGAUGAAGAAGUUGAGAGCUGAAUCGAUGGAAGAUGAUUAUGAUGGGGACUUGACGGUCGUUGAUAUCACUUCCAAGAAACGUUACCCAAGGUUCCCUGAUCCUCUGAAGAGGACAGGUAAGAUCUUUGGAGGUUUGAUCAAUGAUGUCAGACGUCGUUAUCCUCACUAUUGGUCUGAUAUCAAGGAUGCAUUCAACCUUCAGUGUAUCGCUGCUUUCUUCUUUAUCUUCUUCGCUGCCCUUUCUCCAGCCAUCACUUUUGGAGGUUUGUUAGCUGACAAGACAGAGAACUGGGUUGGUGUAUCUGAGACCAUCAUUGCCACAGCAAUCAAUGGAUGUAUCUUUGCUUUGUUCUCUGCUCAGCCCUUGACUAUCGUUGGUGUGACUGGCCCUAUUCUUGUCUUUGAAGAAAACCUGUAUUCGUUCUGUAGUGACCGCAACAUUGAGUACCUACCGUUCCGUGUUUGGGUCGGUAUCUGGCUCUUUGUCAUCAUCACUGUCAUGGUUGCAUUCGAAGGGAGUGUUCUGGUUCAAUACUUCACACGCUUUACUGAAGAGAUCUUUGCGUUCCUCAUCGGUCUCAUCUUUAUCUAUGAAGUGUUUGCCAAGCUGUAUAAGAUCUUCAAAGCCCAUCCUCUCCUGGAAGACUACUGUUUUAUCCCUGGUACUGAUGAAUUUAUGAACUAUACCGAGGUCUGGACCAAUUCUUAUACAGAAUACACCAAUGAGAAUGGAACUGUCCUCUAUAAUCUUUCUGCUCCUGGCAACAUGACAGGUAAUAUGACAGUUAUGGGUGAUUGUUCUUCAAGCAAGAAGGUGAUUGAGGGUCAACCAAACACUGCUCUCCUCUCUACCAUUCUAACCCUUGGAACAUUCUUCUUGGCUUUCUUCCUUCGUAAAUUCAGACAGGGACGUUUCCUCGGGAGGAGUGCAAGAAAAAUGAUUGGUGACUUUGGAAUUCCCAUUUCUAUUCUGGUCUUUGUGAUGGUUGACUUCUUUGUCAAGCCUACAUACACACAGAAACUUGAUGUUCCUGAUGGUCUGAAGCCAUCUGAUGUCUGCAAACGUGGUUGGUUUGUUAACCCUCUUGGUAUCAACAAGCCUCUUGGUAUCGGUCUCAUGUUUGCUGCUUGCAUCCCCGCUCUUCUUGCUUUCAUUCUCAUGUACAUGGAAACACUCAUCACUGGACUGAUCAUUAAUAAGAAGGAUAACAAGAUGAAGAAGGGUUCUGGAUACCAUUUGGACACCUUCCUCAUUGGUUGUAUGGCUGUUUGGAAUGGUCUGCUAGGAUUACCUCUGGUAUGGGCUGCUACUGUCAGGUCAGUCACCCACAUUGGGGCUCUCUCUGUCUUCAGCAAGUCACAUGCUCCAGGAGAAAAACCAAAGCUUAUUAAAGUCCUGGAACAGAGGCUCACCGCUCUAUUCAUCCAUGUUGUUAUUGGUGCAUCCAUUGCCAUCUCUCCCCUCCUUCGUCAAGUUCCUCUAGCUGUUCUCUUUGGUGUGUUCCUCUACAUGGGUGUUACCUCACUCAAUGGUAUCCAGAUGGUUGAGCGAGCCAGUCUUCUAUUCAUGCCUGUCAAACAUCAUCCAGAUACACGCUAUGUUAGGGAGGUUCGUACAUGGAGGAUGCAUGUCUUUACUAUCAUCCAGCUAUCAUGUCUAGCCAUCCUUUGGAUCAUCAAACUCACCCCGGCUGCCCUCGCUUUCUCAUUCUUCCUCAUCCUCCUUGUUCCUAUCCGCAGUCAAUUGAAGAGGAUCUUCACUAAGCAGGAAUUAGAUGCGCUUGACAGUGAAGAGGUAGAUGCUAAUGAUGAUGAAGAUGAUGAGUAUCAGACCGUUCACAUGCCUCAGUAGAGGUCAAAGGUUAUUUGAGGAUCCAUCGAAAAGCAUAUUGAAAUUUUGCUGCCAUUAACAGUACAUAAUAUAUCCUUCCAUGGGAUUUUUUAUUAAGAAAUAAAUGCCAUUGACCAUUGUAAAUCAACAGAUGUUAAAGAUUCAAAGGUCGUGUGAGGUUUAAAGAUCAUACUAACCUUAGUAACAUCAUUUGUAAGCAGCUGGUGUAUCAAGAUAGAUUUGUGUUAUCAAGAGCUUCAUGUCUACAACUGCCUUCUAGUCUUUUCCAUGAAGAAGAUAUUUUGAUUGUUUGAGGAUUUAUAAUGUUAAAAAUUUUGAGAAAAUGAAUGUUUGCUUGAGAUGAAUCAAUGAAGUUGUGAUGAUUAUGAUCGCAUGGAGGAUAUAUUCUCAAGGACUUUAAUGUAUAUGAAUAAAUUAACAAUUUAUGAAACAGUAUUUUUAAUCUUUUUAAUAA
This is a messenger RNA of Lytechinus variegatus (green sea urchin), 4420 nucleotides long. RefSeq names its product band 3 anion transport protein-like. Bases 226 to 3966 code for a protein of 1246 amino acids. The transcript has 24 exons. Lineage: Eukaryota; Metazoa; Echinodermata; Echinoidea; Temnopleuroida; Toxopneustidae. Gene Ontology annotation, cellular component: plasma membrane. Gene Ontology annotation, molecular function: solute:inorganic anion antiporter activity; monoatomic anion transmembrane transporter activity. The record is from RefSeq and is a predicted model, not a curated record. Gene Ontology annotation, biological process: bicarbonate transport; transmembrane transport; monoatomic anion transport.